Messenger RNA from Nerophis lumbriciformis (worm pipefish), 1020 nucleotides. The record is from RefSeq and is a predicted model, not a curated record. NCBI's taxonomy places the organism in Eukaryota, Metazoa, Chordata, Actinopteri, Syngnathiformes, Syngnathidae.
AUGACAGCCAAGAUGGAGACUGCUUUCUAUCAUGAUGACUCCCCUGCCAUCCACAACUUCAGUCAGUUUCCAGAAUACGAGCGUUACGCCGGAAACAAGAUGCUGAUGUGUAAGAAGGCUAUGGCAAUAGGAAGUCAUCAUUUCCCGAGCAGUGGUAGCGGUGGCGCUGGAGGAAGAGGAACGAAUGCCAACAAUCUCGGAAUUGCCAACAACAGUUCCCUCAUAACAUCCUCGGCAGCCUCGGCGGACAUGAACCUGCUGAAGCUAGCUUCUCCUGACCUGGAGCAUCUGAUCAUCCAAUCCAACCAGGGAUUAGUCACCACUAACUCCACCAACCCCUUCAUUUAUCGGAACCAGGCUACCAAUGAGCAAGAAGGCUUUGCUGAUGGCUUUGUUAAAGCACUGGCGGACCUACACAAGCAGAACCAGCUAGUUGGAGGACAUAUGUCACCGUCAUCCUCCUGCAACGUCUCCUUACAGGCAUCUUACCAGAGGAACUUGAUGUCCACUAGCGAUAUCCCCAUCUACACUAAUCUUAGCAGCUACAACCAAGGACAGAUGGGGUAUUCCGGAGCGCAGAUGACAUACAGUGGCACCACGAGUCAUAAUGGUAGUGGAGCGCAUCAACCACACAACAGAGGUCUGGACGCUCCACAGACGGUCCCUGAGGUUCCCCAUCUACCUGGAGACCCUACAUCGCCACCUUCCCUCUCCCCCAUCGACUUAGAGACACAAGAGAGAAUCAAAGCCGAGCGUAAGAAGCUUCGCAACCGUAUCGCGGCAUCCAAAUGCCGUAAGCGUAAACUGGAGCGAAUUUCGCGACUGGAGGAGAAAGUAAAGAUCCUAAAGAGUCAGAACUCUGACUUGGCCUCCACCGCUUCUAUGCUUCGGGAGCAGGUCUCUCAGCUCAAACAGAAGGUGAUGAGUCAUGUCACCAAUGGCUGCCAGAUUGCCGUCAGCUCUACCAACAAAUCUGGAGGAAGAGGUAGCAGUGCUGGCAGUGAGGACUCCAGCUGCUGA